Messenger RNA from Pseudogymnoascus verrucosus, 2548 nucleotides. RefSeq lists its product as uncharacterized. NCBI's taxonomy places the organism in Eukaryota, Fungi, Ascomycota, Leotiomycetes, Thelebolales, Thelebolaceae. The record is from RefSeq and is a predicted model, not a curated record. The coding region runs from base 201 to 2438 and encodes 745 amino acids. Gene Ontology annotation, cellular component: nucleus. The transcript has a single exon.
GCCCCACCAACAUACGUACCCGUAAACACUAAUCGAUCGACGACGACGACGACGACGACGAAGGUCUCGAGAAAUUCAAUCAGCGACCCUUAUACGACACCGACAAUCUGUAUUUCUAGGCAGCAGGGCAGAGCAGAACAGCACGCGGACUGCUGCGAGGCAAUUAAUACACCCGACUGGAACUGGCGAAUAGGAACAACAUGGCGCGCCGCGCGAUAGUGAUCGAAGACAGCGAGGACGAACUACCUGAGCUGGGGACGAUUUUUAAGGCUAAGGAGCUUAAGACUAUAGGAGAUGGGGCGAAAAAAACAGAGUCGAAGAAGGGGACGAUGAGGAGGAGGGUGUUGAAUGGGGUGUCUGAUAAUCCGCUUUUGAGACCGCUGGGGAAAGAGUUGGGAAGGGAGAAAGAUGGGAGGGUGAGAGGGAAGGGGAGGGCGGCUUCAUCGGCGCUGGUAUCUGCUUCCGCUUCUGGGGGCGUGGGCGUGAGUGUUGUGGAACCCGCGAAGGAGGAGGCGACACAGAGGAGGGCGAGGAAGAUGGGGAGGACCGCGGUGGGGGACCAGAAGAAGGCGGAGAUACUGGAAUGCUUGGAGAGCUUAAGUGAUAGCUUUGAUAAAGGGGUGAAUGGAAUUGGGAAGGGCAUGGAUAUGAUUGAGGGAAUCAAUGAGGAGAUUAAGAUGCCUCGUGGGACGGGGAAAGCCGCAGUUGAGCAGGCACUGGACGAUGAUGUGGAAGUAGGCAAGGUGGCGGAGGAUUUGGAAGGGCUGCAACUGGAGGAGGAAGAAGAUGUUGCGAAGCCGAAACCGCGCAGAGGGAGGGUGGUGAAACCUGUUGCUGCUAUACAGGCCGAGACGGAAGAAGAGGAAGACGAUUCGCCAGUUCUUGAUAUGAGGUCGAGGAGGGUGAGGACGGGCAAGCCUGCUGCUAUCGUACGGGCUAAGACCCCGGAGGAGGAAGAUGAUUCGCUUGUUGAGGAUGAGGAGGACGACAUGUCUGAUUUUAUCGUGAGCGAUGAUUCUUCGAUAGAGGAGCUUGAGGAGGAGGAAGAUGAUCUCAGUCCGGUGCCAGCACCAAAGUCUGUGAGAAAAUUGGUGCGAGGAAGGCGACCAGAUACAUCGUCGCAACCGGAGGCGCCAAAAGUAAAGGAAACCCAAGCUUUACAUCUCGAUUGGAGCGAUGACGAUACUAAGGAGGAGAGUGUGGUGCCACGUCCAGUCACAAGACGUCUAUUCCCCACACAGAAAGACCAAGACACGACUGGAAACUCCGAGGAAGAAUGUCCCAUCCUCACCUACGACCCACCAACCAGCAAAGCAAGCCGCAAACCCGCAAAGAAAACAAUCUUCACAACCCCCCCACCAAGCCCAAAAAAGACCCUCGUCUCGCCCAAAAAGGCUCCCAGAAUCCCCACCGCCACACACAGCCCCAGCACAGACGACUUCUGGAAAGCCGACGUAGUCAACGACUGGAACGACGAGUUCUCCCCCCAGAAACCCCUUCGGUCCCUCAAUCUCGUCCCAACCCCCGAAGACCUCACCGGGUCCCCCCGAAAAGCUCCCGCCGCGAAGAAAGACAAAGCGCUCAUAGAACGAAAGAAGUUGUUCAACGAGAACAAACACGCCAUCGCGCUCUCCUUCCUCCGCGAACUCGACUCGGAAAUCACAGACGGCAAAGUCUCCGCCCUCGCCGCCAGCACGGGCGGAAUAUCCAUCAUCUGGUCCAAGAAACUCAACACCACCGCCGGGCGCGCAAACUGGAAGCGCGAAGCCAUCCGCUCUCGUCCCCUCUCCCCCAACCUCCCCCCCACCACCACCUACCGUCACCACGCCUCCAUCGAGCUCGCCGAAAAAGUAAUCGACGACGAAGACCGCCUCCUCAACGUCGUAGCGCACGAGUUCUGCCACCUCGCGAACUUCAUGGUCAGCGGCGUGACGAAUAACCCGCACGGGAAGGAGUUUAAGGCGUGGGCUUCACGGUGUUCGGCCAGGUUUGGGGGGAGGGGGAUUGAGGUUACCACGAAGCAUAGUUAUGAGAUUGCGUUUAAGUAUGUGUGGCGGUGCUGCGAGGUGGGGUGUGGGUUGGAGUUUAAGAGGCAUAGUAAGAGUAUUGACCCGAAACGGCAUAGUUGUGGGCUUUGUAAGGGGAGGUUGGUGCAGACAAGGCCGGUGCCGAGGGCGGGCGCGGGGGAGGGGGUGGAGAAGGUGAUGGGGGAGUAUCAGGCGUAUGUUAAGGAGAAUAUUGGGAGGGUUAGAAGGGAGAAUUUGGGGAGCCCGCAGAAGGAUAUUAUGGCGCUUGUGGGGAGGGGGUAUAGGGAGUUGAAGGCGGAGAGGUUGAAGGGGUUGGGGCAGAGUGGGUUGUCGGUUGAGAGUGUGGUGGAGGACGAUUCGGUGGAUUUGAUUGUGAAGAAGAUUGACUUUCUGGAUCUCACGACCCCGUAGGAGGGUAGCUUGGGUGCGGCGGAGGUCUCGCUUUAAGCGUGGUUAUAUAUCUAUCUACCUAAUUGAAAGCCGUAGAGCUUGUCAUAAUUGUUCAUGAAGUUAACUCGGGG